CAUUGAGUGCUUGCUUACACGUCAAACGAUUUGCUGGGUUUUAUGAUAAAAUGUUCAUUAUUUAUCGCUAAAACUGGUUGAAUAAAUAAUUUGAAAGUGAAGAUAAUAAAAAUAAAAACAUUGGGAACAUUUGAUGUGCACACACAACUCAAAAUAAUUCCUUAGACGUAACAACUAAUGCAUUAAAAUAGGCUAAGCUUAUCAGAAAAUGGGUGGUCUAUUCAGUUACUUCAGAGGGUUGUUAGGGGCGCGAGAAAUGAGGAUUUUGAUCCUCGGCUUGGACGGUGCCGGGAAGACGACGAUAUUGUACAAACUGCAAGUCGGGGAGGUGGUGACGACCAUACCAACCAUUGGAUUUAACGUAGAACAAGUCACAUAUAAGAACUUAAAGUUUCAAGUGUGGGAUCUUGGUGGACAGACCAGUAUCAGGCCCUACUGGCGAUGUUAUUAUGGGAACACGGAUGCAAUAAUAUAUGUAGUAGAUUCUGCAGAUAGAGAUCGAAUAGGAAUAUCUAAAGAUGAAUUGGUACACAUGUUGAGGGAAGAGGAACUAGCCAAUGCAAUACUAGUGGUCCUGGCGAACAAGCAGGACAUGGCAGGCUGCCUGACUGUGGCCGAGGUGCACCAGGCACUGGGCCUCGACGCGCUACGUGACCGCACCUUCCAGAUCUUCAAGACUUCUGCCGUGCGCGGGGAGGGACUCGACCAGGCGAUGGACUGGCUCUCCAAUGCACUGCAGGCUCGGAAAUAACACCUAUAGGAUGCGUAUAACUGAAGAGGCCACGUGAUACAAGAAGGCUUGAUGUGUGCGUGCGCGAUGGACAGACAUACCAUAGUCACAUGUAACGCCAUUAGUUUUAGCAUUCUACGUCGUCGCCGGUACACAUUCACAUUGGCUAGUCGGACGGAACAUUAUCAAGCUUUCUGGCAAAUAAACCAACAUUAUUGGUGAUGUACUCUAUUAUUUAGUAUUAUUUAAAUUGGUCAAAUAAGAGUUUAAUUUUAAAACAUCAAUGUACUUCAAUUUAUUAGCUCUACAAGAUACAAUUCACGGCUUAAGUGUGAUAUUACUGUAACUGACAAACAAACAUGUAACAUCUUAGAAAUAAAACUUGAUAUGAACUCAAAAAGUAUUACACACUGUAUCAUCUUGAAGGCGGUCGCCCAGUGACACAUAUUAAAUGGUAUCCACACUUAUGUUCAUGCACCCAAUGCAAUCUAUGCAAGUGACGCAACAAAACAUAGCAAGCAAAGAUACAGUUGGGUCUCGAUACACACUAUGGCCCAUACUAUGAAAUCGUAGCAUUGUCCAAGCAAGCGUCCAUAGUCGAACGCUCUAAUAUAGACAUAUCUAACUAAUUUAUACCCGAGGCUUUGCCCGCGACUAUUAACCUAUGUCCUUUCUAUAAUUGGGAUGUAUGUAUUUUGAUAUAAUUGGUACAUACUCCCAAUUGAUUAUCCCAUAUCCCAAUGCAGGAUUGAUUGAGUACAUAAAGCUUAAAGAGGUAACAAAAAAACUUACUUUCGCAUUUAUAAUAUUAGUUAGUUGGGAUAGCAUGCAUACUAAAAUGACUAUGUCAACGUUAUUCUAUGUGGCUUGUAAUUACUUAAUACUAUAUACAUGUGUUAGUUAGUUAUUUAUAUAAAUGAAUUGUCAUGCCAGUCACACGUUGCAAAAUAACAAUAUUGAUAACAUGGUGCCACAUUAGUUCAACCUUUUGACCGCCAGUCUUAUGUAUGAAUGAGAAGUCACAAAGGGCUCAGCACGCUACUGUCACGCUAAAUGACAAAAUUUUAAACGAACAUAAGUUUUAACUUUCUUAUUUCUUUUCUAAUUUUUAUUUGUAUUAAUUUAUAUUCUUUAUUUCUUUAUAUUUCUUCUACAUUUACGUAAGAUGAUUGAAACUUAUGCAAAUCCUAAAAAAACUAUUUAUGAAUGAAUUUUUAGUUUGGCACUUAGGGCAUGUCUUUGCUCUUUGACGUGGCGGUCAAAAGGUUAAAAUGUUCUUGUUUGAAUCCUACAAAAAGGAAGGGUUUGAGAUGCUACUUAUACUUUAGUGCUCACCACAAAUGCAUUAGUCUAGAGAAAGAUUCCAGGCCCGUGUUCACAGCGCAACCACAGCGAAACUUAUUUAAACACUGAAAGUAUCUGUAAUAAGCCAAAGUGUACUUAGGGACACUUUUAAAGAAGAAUAGCAAGUUCAAAGCAUGAUUUAUAUUCUUUUACAUGAAGGUUUUUGAUUUUGUUUUUACCAGUUGGCGCUAGUGUCGCUUUAAGUCCUAUUAGCAAGCAGCUUAACGUUCAAACAUUGGCUGAUAUGCAAAUGUUCAGAUGUUUGAAAACAAUAGCACAUGUGUUUGUCUUUGAUGGGUAAUAUUUCUGUAAUAAUUGUAUGUUUGAGUUGUUUUUCUGUCUAAGUGUCCAAGCCCUUAAAGCAAGUUGCUUUUCUAAGGCGACGGCGGAUUCUAUGUAAAAACAAAUUGUUUAGUAACGGGAUCGCGUACGGCGGCGGGUGUACCUAUACAUAAGUUAUUAUUAAUUAAUGAUUACUAUUAAUUAUUAUAUAUUUUGUAUCAGUGACGUUCACCAAGCUAUAAUUUAUAUUAUUAUGCGGUAAGAGAGAAGAUUGUUCCAAAUACAAUAUCAUGUAUUAUU
This is a messenger RNA of Spodoptera frugiperda (fall armyworm), 2656 nucleotides long. It is a transcript of the gene Arl1, whose product is annotated as ADP-ribosylation factor-like protein 1. The transcript has 5 exons. Lineage: Eukaryota; Metazoa; Arthropoda; Insecta; Lepidoptera; Noctuidae. The coding region runs from base 209 to 751 and encodes 180 amino acids. Gene Ontology annotation, cellular component: Golgi apparatus; cytoplasm. Gene Ontology annotation, biological process: vesicle-mediated transport; intracellular protein transport. Gene Ontology annotation, molecular function: GTP binding; GTPase activity. The record is from RefSeq and is a predicted model, not a curated record.